Molecule: messenger RNA, 1275 nt
Organism: Fraxinus pennsylvanica
Lineage: Eukaryota; Viridiplantae; Streptophyta; Magnoliopsida; Lamiales; Oleaceae
Source: the annotation of a GenBank genome assembly
AUGCCGGCAGUUUGGUUUGCUUUGAAGAGAUCUUUGCAAUGCAAAUCAGAGCCAAUGGAUGUUUAUGACCCAAAGGGGAUUGGGAAUCCGGGCCAUAUAUUGACCAGAAAAUCAGGCAGCGGUCGGUCAGGAUGUUCUAGGUCUAUUGCAAAUCUGAAAGAUGUAAUUCAUGGAAGCAAGAGACAUACAGAAAAGCCACAAAUUUGUAGUCCAAGAUCCAUUGGAAGUAGUGAAUUUUUGAAUCCAAUAACACAUGAAGUGGUGUUAAGUAAUUCAACUUGUGAAAUAAAGAUAACUGCUGGAUAUGGUUUCCAAGAAGGUGGUGGCAGCAGCAGUGGUGGCGACAAUGGUGGUUCGACGUUUGUGGGAGUGCUAAAGCCGGGGACUCCGGGUCCGGGGCGACUGACGAGAAAUAAGCCUAGAGGAUUGGCUAGUCCUAUAAGGAGGACAUCUAGUAGCCUUUCGAGGACAUCUGGAUUUGGGGUAAUUCCCACAAGGCCUAGGGUCUCUUUUGGUGCAAAUUCUAAUGGAGCUUUAUUUUGCCAUAAAUGUGGUGAGCAAUUUGGUAAAUGGGACGCCGUUGAAGAACAUCACCUCUCCAAACAUGCCGUUACUGAACUUGUUGAAGGAGAGUCCUCAAGAAAAAUAGUCGAAAUAAUUUGCCGGACGAGCUGCACAAAGCCAGACAGUAAUUGUGGUGGAAUUGAGAGGAUUUUGAAGGUCCACAACAUGCAGAAAACACUAGCACAAUUCGAGGAUUACAGAGAAUUAGUUAAGAUCAAAGCAAGCAAACUUCCCAAGAAACAUCCUCGUUGUCUAGCCGAUGGUAAUGAGCUUUUAAGGUUCUAUGGAGCAACUUUCGAAUGCAAUCUAGGCAUAGAUGGCUCCUCUAGCCUUUGUACAGCAGAUAAAUGUCAUGUUUGUCGAAUUCUGAGACAUGGGUUUUCGUUGAAAAAAGGACGAAAUGGUGGUAAUGUUGGAGUAUUCACAGCUUCGACAAGUAGUAGAGCAUUUGAAUCAAUCCAAGUAUAUGAUGAAAAUCCUUCUAUAAGAAAAGCUCUAAUAGUGUGCAGAGUUAUAGCAGGCAGAGUUCAUAGACCAUUAGAAAAUGUUCAAGAACUGGCAGGUCAAUCGGGAUUUGAUUCAUUGGCUGGGAAAUUAGGUCUCCAUUCAAAUAUUGAAGAACUCUAUUUGCUCAGUUCCAGAGCUCUCCUUCCUUGCUUUGUGGUAAUUUACAAAACCAUAAGUCCAUAUGGACGAUAUUUGCCAACCUAA